Emiliania huxleyi CCMP1516 is the source of this 5790-nucleotide messenger RNA. RefSeq names its product voltage-gated Ca2+ channel, alpha subunit (gene CAV1). Gene Ontology annotation, biological process: transmembrane transport; monoatomic ion transport. The transcript has 12 exons. Gene Ontology annotation, molecular function: calcium ion binding; voltage-gated sodium channel activity. Lineage: Eukaryota; Haptophyta; Isochrysidales; Noelaerhabdaceae. Gene Ontology annotation, cellular component: voltage-gated sodium channel complex; plasma membrane. Bases 1 to 5790 code for a protein of 1929 amino acids. The record is from RefSeq and is a predicted model, not a curated record.
AUGAUGACGGCGGAACUCCAGUCGACGGUCGAGUCGGAGCCGAGCGACCAGACCUCGGAUUCAGAGUCGCUGUGCGUGGACGGGCCGCCUGCAUGCGAGGCGGCGCCGGCGGGAGCCCAGCGGCAGGGCACAGCCCUCUUUGAUGAGGCGCUGCGGCGGGCGCGCACGGCCUCCUUGGCGGAGGACCAGCAGCCCUACGCGCAGGUGGUAUAUUGGUGCGUCGGCCGCGCCGCUCCGGUGCGACGCCACUGCAUCGCGAUGCUGCAGUCGCCGUGGUUUGACCGGACCAUCAUGCUGCUCAUUGGGAUCAACACGCUCCUGCUGAUCUGCGUGCCCGCGGCGAGCAAGUGGCAGUACUGGGCGCACCGCGAGCUCGUGCUCAACGCCACCACCCCAGGCGGCUGCGGCCCCGACGACCCUUGGCUCGAGGGCAACCACGGCGGGCCUGGCUACUGGGACGAGCUGCGGCGGUACGACCGGCAGGCGGACGAGCUGUACUACGUGGAGGUGAUCUUCCUCGCGCUCUUCAUGUUCGAGAUGCUGGUCAAGAUGAUCGCGAUGGGCUUCGUCCUCGAGCGGCGCUCGUACCUCCGCGACGCGUGGAACUGGCUCGACAUGAUAGUCGUCGUGACGGGGCUGCUCGACCUGACUGGCGCGAUGGUCGCGAUGACGUGGCUCAAGCUGUUCCGCACGCUCCGGCCGCUGCGCGCCAUCAACCGGGUCCGCAAGCUCAAGGCGCUCGUCCAGACCGUCCUCCAGUCCAUGCCGCAGCUCUGCCGCGUCUUUGGCGUCCUCGUCUUCAUGCUCGUCUUCUUUGGCAUUCUCGGGCUGCACCUCUUCCAGGGCCACCUGCGCCACGGCUGCUUCUACCUCGAGGGCGGCGAGUGGGUGGCGACGGGCGCCGUGUGCGACGCCAUGUGCAAAUGGGACGCCCGCACCGGCGAGCUCGACGGCGCGUGCGGCUCGCUCGGCAACCGCACAAAGGGCCGCGGGUACGACAGCUGGGAGAUGACCUGGACGUGCAUGCCCGGGCAGCAGUGCCUCUGCGCGGGUUCGGCGGCCGACGAGGCGGCGUGCGCGUGGGACGACAACCCGAACACGGGCAUCAACCACUUCGACAACAUCGGCUGGUCGAUGGUGACCAUCUUCCAGUCCAUCACGCUCGAGGGGUGGGUGGACGUGAUGUACUCGCUCUGCGACGGAGGCAACGAGCUCGGCAUGCCCGGCGUCGCCAUCGCGUUCCAGGCGAGCGCGGCCACGCUGCCGAACCUCUUCCUCGUCGUCCUCACCGACAACUUUGCCAUGGCCGACGAGAACCGCAUGGCUGAGGCGGGCGCCAAGCUGGCCGAAGCAGCCGCUGCACAGGGCGGUGGCCAGCCGGCGCUCGGCUCCUCCGCGGUGCCGGCGGAGGACGCUGCGCCGGGUGCGCCUGUGGAUGCGGGCGCGGACCCGCUCGGCGGCUUGGACGCGGCCGCAGCCCCUCUUCCCACUCUCGCGGCUGCACCCGCCGCGGCUCCGCCAACCACGCCGAGGUGGCGCCGUCGGUGGCUGGCGCUCGCGUCCUCGCGCGGCCUGGACAGGGUCAUCAUCGCGUGCAUCUGCGUCGUGAUGAUGAUGGAGUUCUCCCCGGCCGAGCCCGUCGACUGCGCGGGCGGCACUUCGGCGACGGGGUACAUGUGGCCCGCGUACUACUGGAGCCUGUUCGGCCUCAACUCGGCCUUCACCCUCGUCUUCAUCUGCGAGUGCGUCAUCAAGCUCCUCGGCUUUGGCGUGCGCCGCUACUUCCGCGACGGGUGGAACGCCUUCGACUUCCUGGUGGUGGUCGUCGCGUCCGUCGAGCUCGCUUUCGAGGUGCUCUCGUGGCUCAACGUCUUCGACUCGAACAUACCCGGCCUGUCCGCGCUGCGGGCGCUGCGAGUGCUGCGGAUGCUCAAGAUGCUAAAGUCGAUCGACAGCAUCCGCAAGACCGUGUCGACGCUGCUCCGCUCCUUCGCCUCAGUCGUCUACCUGCUGCUGCUGCUGAUGCUCUUCAUCCUCUUCGCCGGCUACUACCCGCGGCCCUGGUUCAACCAGAACUGGACCUCCACCAACUACCCGUGCGCGUUCGACGAGAUGAAGACGACCUGGGCAGACGACGACCCCUACCCCGCGUGCAACUUUGACACCUUCUUCGGCGCGGUGCUCUCGAUCUUUGUGGUCCUCUCGGGCGAGAACUGGAACGAGAUUUACUACGACCAGCACGCGGCGACGUACCAGUCGACCUUCCCCGGCGUCUUCUUCCCGACCUUCUUCUUCCUCCUCCUCUUCGUCGUCGCAAACCUCAUCCUGUUCAACCUCUUCAUCGCCGAGCGGCUCGCCGAGUGCAGAGGGGCGUUCGCGUUGCACGACGAAGAUGGCGACGGCAUCGUCACGGCAGCCGAGCUGGGCGCUGUGAUGCGCUCGCUGGGCCGGGACCCGACCGAGGCGGAGCUGCAGGACAUGAUCAGCGAGGUGGACGGCGACGGCGACGGUUGCGUGGACUUUGCCGACUCGACCCCGCGGGCCAUGACGUUCGACUUUGGCGAGUACCGCGUGGAAGGCAGCCCGCUCGAGUCGGAGGGAGAGAGCACGGCGGCCUCCGAGCUGCCGGCCGGCAAGCGCCUGCCACCGCCUGACGACCCCUCGCCCGACCGCUCGCUGCUUCUCUUCUCGUGGCGCAGCCCGAUCCGGCGCGGCGCGGCCCGCCUGGUCUGGCACCCGAGGUUCGAGCACGCCAUCCUCGUGCUCAUCAUCGUCUCCUCCGUCCUGAUCGGCCUCGACUGGCCGGGCUGGCACCGCGACUUUUGGCUCAAGCAGGCGAUCAGCUACGCGGACAUCGUGUGCGGCUCCGCGUUCAUGCUCGAGUGCCUGCUCAAGGUCGUCACGCUCGGCUUUGUCUACUCGCGCGACCCGCGCUUCAAGGCCUACCUCAGCAGCGGCUGGAACCGGCUCGACUUCUUCGUCGUCUGCAUCACCAUCGUCAGCCUCGGCACCGCCAGCCUCCGCGAGGUAGCCGCCAUCCGCGCGCUGCGCGCCUUCCGCGCGCUCCGGCCGCUGCGGCUCGUCGCUCGGCUGGAGAGCAUGCGCGUGGUCGUGGCGACGCUCUUCCGGACGCUCCCCAAGCUGCCGCAGUUCGGGGUGGUGUUCCUCGGCUUCCAGGUCCUCUUUGCGAUCGUGUUUGUGCAAAUGUUCGGCGGCCGGCUCGGGUACUGCCUCGACCCCGCGUACGCCACCGGCGCGUGGCAGCCGUACGAGCUCAUGUCCGACAGGGUGGUGCCCGGGUACGUUAGCAGCACCGGGAGGAACGACUACGACGAGUGCAUGGCCCUCCCCAAGUACAACCUCACUCGGUUCGACUCGCUGGGCGAGCGGCUCACCGACAAGGAGGACUGGGCAGAGACGUACCGCCUCUUCACCGAGUUCCCGCAGUGGACCAACCCGAGCUUUGGCAACUUUGACAACCUGGGGACGGCGAUGCUGCUGCUCUUCGAGGUGGCGGCGCUCGAGGGGUGGCCCGACGUCAUGUUCGCCGUCAUGGGGGCCGACGCGGCGCAGAAGUACGUCUCGCCGUACUGGCUGACGACAAAGCAGGCGGACGGCAAGCUGCUGACGCCCAACGGGGAGGAGGAGCACGACACGCUGCCCUGGCUGACCGCCUUCCUGUUCGUGCUGUGGAUCGUCCUCGGCUGCUUUGUGCUGCUCAACAUGGUCAUCGGCGUCGUGCUCGACUCGUUCAACCGCAUGCAGCAGGAGAACGAGGGGCUCGCGAUGAUGACCGACGCGCAGAGCGACUGGGUCAAGGCGCAAAAGGAGAUCAUCGCCAAGCGGCCGCUCAAGAAGCCGAGCCCGCCGAGGCAGGCCUGGCGGCUGCCCUACUUCCGGCUCGUCUGCUCCGACGCGUUUGACCUCGUCGUCAUGGCGGUGAUCGUGGUCAACACCAUCUUCAUGAUGGUCGACAUCUACGAGCCGAACUCGCCAAGCACGCUGCAGAGCCUCUGGAGGCUCGGCUUCAUCUCGAACUGCGUCUUCUUUGGCCUCUACUCCCUCGAGAUGCUCCUCAAGUGGAUGGGGCUCGGGCUGCGGCAGUACUUCAAAGACGCGUGGAACGUCUUUGACUUUUCCCUGGUCAUCAUCACCGCCGUCGACAUCGCCUUCGCGUCGAUGCAGACGGAGCUCCCCAUCCCCGGCGGCGUGCUGCGGGUCGUGCGGCUCCUUCGCGUGGUGCGCGUGCUCCGGCUGCUGAAGCGCGCCAAGCAGCUGCAGACCAUCAUCGCGACGGUGCGCGUGUCGAUGCCGGGGUUGCGCAACAUCGGCCUGCUCAUGUGCCUGCUCAUGUACAUCUUUGCGAUCUUCUUCACCCAGCUGUACUGGGCCACCAACUACACGCCCGGCAACUUUGGACAGACAACGUGCACGGCGCCGAACGCAUCGGCCGCCGCCGCCGAGCCGUGCGACACCUCUUUUGACAACAAAGCCUCAGGCGCUGGCACUCUCGCCGGCCCUGGCACUCUCGCCCGGCCCGGCACAGCGGGCGCACCGGCUGACUCCGAGCGCCUUCCCAUCGCAGGCGCGCCCGUUGCCUUCAACGCCGACGUCCGGGAGGCGCUGCCACAGAAUCUGCCGUGCUCCUACUUCCGGCAAGUCAACGGCGAGGUGUGCGCCGCAGACGAGGCGCCCUACUAUUUCAGCUCCGCCGACUCGAACUGGGGCGAGUCGCUCAACCGGCACGCAAACUUCCAGAGCCUGUCCAUCGCCUUCCUCACCCUCUUCCGCGAGUCGUUCAACCUGAUCAUGCACGACCUCUUCCCCCCCGACUGGGGCGACAACAUGCUGCGCUGCUGCCCCACGUGCGGCCCCGUCGUCGACUACGAGGGCGGGGAGCCCGUCGUGCUCUCGUCGUGCGGCGCCGGGUGGGGCGCGAGCACAGGCGUCCUCGAGACGCUCCUCGCCGUGAGCCUCUUCUUCCUCUACUACGUGCUGCUGGGGUACGUCAUCCUGAACGGGCUCUUCAUCGGGGUGAUCGUCGACAACUUUACAAACAUCGGCUCCGACAACAGCGACGUCACCCUGCGCGACAUCGAGGCCUUCCGCACGGUCUGGCUGCGGUACGACGAGAAGGGCUCCUUCGUCGUGUCGUCGCAGAACCUGCUCGCCAUCCUGCAGCAGCUGCCGCAGCCGCUCGGCGUGGGAGACCGCACCCGCUCGCGCGCCGACCUGCUCGCGCUGCUCGCCGAGCUCAACAUCCCGGACCACGGCGGCUACAUCCACUUCAACGAGACGCUGACCGCCCUCUCGCAGCGCGCCUUUUGCGAGCGGCUCAACCACGAGCGGCUCGCCCGCCGGCAGGCAGCGGCGGCCCCCAACGGGCGAUCGGGCUGCGGCGGAGGCGGCCCUGAGCGGCGGACCGCGUGCCCGGGCAGCGGCCCCGAGGGCGCGGUGCUCUCGAAGAUCGAGAAGCCGACGCACUCGGCGCUCACAAACUACCUCGUCUCGCUGCUGCAGUCGCGUUGGCGGAGCUAUGCGAUGCGCAGGCUGUACGAGGACGAGACUGCGGACGCGGGCCACUCGCAGGAGGAGGCGGUGGCGCGGCUGCUGCAGGCGCACGACCGGCUCGUCCAAAGCGAGGACAGGCUGGCGGCGCUCGAGCAGCAGCGAGCGCACCGCGCGAUGGCGGGACUCCUGCGCGUCUUUCGUUGCCCGAAAGAAGAAAAAGUUUCCACCUUCACGCUCCCGGGGCCCGCCCAGGGCCGCGCAGCGAAGCGAAAAAGAUAA